Dioscorea cayenensis subsp. rotundata (Guinea yam) is the source of this 1706-nucleotide messenger RNA. RefSeq names its product purple acid phosphatase 2-like. The transcript is spliced from 8 exons. The coding region runs from base 167 to 1564 and encodes 465 amino acids. Gene Ontology annotation, molecular function: metal ion binding; acid phosphatase activity. The record is from RefSeq and is a predicted model, not a curated record. Lineage: Eukaryota; Viridiplantae; Streptophyta; Magnoliopsida; Dioscoreales; Dioscoreaceae.
GAAAUAAGCACUGAUGUGAGAUAGAGAAACGAAGUCUUUAGCAGAAGAAAAUGUAGACCUCAAGAAAUAAUGCGACUCCCCCUCUUCAUCACGUUUUUUCCAGUGCAUAUUAGACUGAGUGGUUCUUGUUUUUAGCAAUACUGGUUUGAGAGGAAGGAGUGGAGUGAUGAGGAAUCCAUACCAUGAGUUUACUGCUGCUCUACUGCUGAUCCUGAUGGCUUGUUGCUGGUUCGCAUGUGCCACUGACGGCUUUACCGGCAGUUAUGUCCGCAAAGCCAAGAAGCCAAAGGACAUGCCUCUUGAUGCCGAUGUCUUCAUGCUGCCCCCAGGUUACAAUGCUCCCAACCAGGUUCAUAUAACUCAAGGUAACAUUGAUGGAUCGGCGAUGAUUAUAUCAUGGAUUACAAAUGAUGAGCCGGGAACUAAUACAGUGCUCUUCGGGACAUCCAAUUACAAUCUUAGUUUCCAAGCUGAAGGCCGUGUUAAUCAGUAUAAGUUCUUCAACUAUACAUCCGGAUUCAUCCACCAUUGCACUCUUAAGAAUUUGAAGUUUGACACGAAAUAUUACUAUGAGGUCGGAAUUGGGCAUACAAGGCGGAAAUUCUGGUUCAAUACACCACCAAAAGUUGGCCCUGAUGUUCCCUACACUUUUGGUCUUAUUGGUGAUCUUGGACAGAGUAAUGAUUCGAACAUUACGCUUGCACAUUAUGAAUCCAAUCCUGCUAAAGGACAGGCAGUGUUGUUUGUCGGAGAUCUUUCUUAUGCCGAUAAUUAUAAUCAUAAUAAUAUCAGGUGGGAUACAUGGGGAAGAUUUGUCGAAAGAAGUGCUGCAUAUCAGCCUUGGAUAUGGACUGCAGGAAAUCACGAGAUCGAUUUUGCUCCUGAACUUGGUGAAGUUGAACCAUUCAAGCCGUAUCGGAAUCGGUAUCAUGUUCCUUAUAAGGCUUCAAAUAGCACAGCUCCAUUUUGGUACUCAAUCAAGCGAGCCUCGGCCUACAUCAUCGUCUUGGCAUCGUAUUCAGCAUAUGGUAUGUAUACUCCACAGUAUCAAUGGUUGGAAGCUGAAUUCAAAAGCGGAAAAAUUGACAGAAGUGAAACACCAUGGUUAAUUGUCUUAAUGCACUCACCAUGGUACAAUAGUUACAAUUAUCAUUAUAAGGAAGGUGAAAGCAUGAGAGUCAUGUAUGAACCUUGGUUUGUGAAAUACAAGGUUGAUGUUGUGUUUGCAGGCCAUGUACAUGCCUAUGAACGCAGUCAUCGAAUAUCGAAUAUUGCGUACAAUAUUGUAAAUGGGAAUUGUAGGCCAGUUGCCGAUCUUUCGGCUCCUGUUUAUAUCACCAUCGGCGACGGAGGGAAUCUUGAAGGACUUGCCACCAAUAUGACGGAGCCACAACCAAAAUAUACAGCUUUUAGAGAGGCCAGCUUUGGUCAUGCUAUUUUUUCUAUUAAGAAUCGAACUCAUGCCUACUUUGAAUGGCAUCGCAAUGAUGAUGGCGUUGCGGUGAUUGCUGAUUCUAUGUGGUUUUACAAUAGAGUUUGGAAUGGCAUCCAUGAUUCGGUCUAAUCUUACUUUUGGAAUAUUUAUAUGUUAUGUAGUAUCAUUUGAUACUUUAAUGUCUAUAUAUAAUAUAGACUUUAUGUGUGUGCAUUUAUCUAUCAUUGUAAAUUUCUAAUGAAGCAUGGAAUAAUAAUUUAGUUUAUGUAAA